This is a messenger RNA of Amphibalanus amphitrite, 1228 nucleotides long. RefSeq lists its product as uncharacterized. The transcript is spliced from 3 exons. NCBI's taxonomy places the organism in Eukaryota, Metazoa, Arthropoda, Thecostraca, Balanomorpha, Balanidae. The coding region runs from base 249 to 902 and encodes 217 amino acids. The record is from RefSeq and is a predicted model, not a curated record.
GUGCACACGGGCACAACACACGGGUAGGUAAUUGCAAGAUACCUGUAAGAAACGGUAAUUGCAAGUAAUCUUGGGCAAUUGCAAGGUGAUUGCACGGGUAAUUAAUAUCUGUAAGAAUCUUCGGUAAUUAUACACACUAAUGGAUGCCAAGUCUCCAUUGGUGUUAGUAUUUCUGCAUUUUUGAUUUCUGACUCUGAAAUAGAAGGGACGAUCUCAGUAAGCUAGAUCGCUUCACGCGUUCGUAAAGGAUGGCAGAGAAGAAAGCAAAGAAACGUAAGAAGCUGGCACCGAGCGAAGAUGUCGGCGAUGAUCCUCCGGCAAAGGCGGGUAAGACUUCGGACACAGCCACAGGUGACGCCCAGACGCUGGCCGGCGCUGUGCCGAUCCCGGACAAUAUGCUCAAAAAGCAGACCGACGCCCAGAAGGAAAAACAGAAAAAGAUCGCUGAAGCAAACAAGGCUCUGAAACGGGAAAAGCGCAAGAACAGGGUAAAAAAGAACAAGCCGCAAAUGACGCCCGAUCAGUCACCUGCUGCGGUUAAGAAGACCACGCCCGAGUAUGCAAUCAGCUACGUCACUCAGUGGAAGGAAGAUAAGUCCAACUGGAAGUUCCAAACGCUGGUGCAAUCAUGGAUUCUACAGAAUCUAUUGGACGACACCAAAAUCAGCAAGGCCGACUUUCCGCUGGUGCUCGAGUACGCGGUGUCGGUGCGCGGGGCCGCCCGCGGCCGGCUGGCCGACGAGAUGCGAGCUGUGGUAGAGGCGCGCGACCGGUGGCCGUCGCUGCGCGCAGAGGGACAGACGCGCGAACAGGCGCGCGAGGCCAUCGGCAGGGACAAGCCCACCAAACGGGCGUACCGGCGCGCGCGCAGUGUGCUCCAGAGCCUGGACGAUGACGAGUGAGGUAACUGUGUGUGUUGGGGAGGGGGGGGGGGGAGAUGAUUGUCUGCUCGGCGAGCAGUUGGAGAGUGAUUUGGGGUUUGAGCACAGGGAGAAUUGUGAGAAAGGGUUGCGGGUAUGAGAGUGGAGCUCCUUUUAAUGUUGGUUUUGAUGUGGGGGCUGCAGCGUGAAGACAUGGGGUGCGAUGCUGUCAUGACUUUAUUUGAAGUGUUGCCAUUGUUUGUCGCGCUCACCGUUAUUUGACAUGUGUUGUUGACGACUGCGUCUCGCUGGUCACCCAAUUCAUCUGAGCAGAGACGGAAGACCAUCAAUACGAUGAUUUCGGAUGA